GGUGGUGGUGUUGGUGGUGUAAGGUGGUGGUGGUGUAAGGUGGUGGUGGUGGUGUUGGUGGUGGUGGUGUAAGGUGGUGGUGUAAGGUGAUGGCACUCCGCCGUGCGCUCCACUUCGUGUUCAAAGUGGGAGAUCGAGCAGCAACACUCUCCUUCUACCGACAAGUGCUGGGCAUGCAGGUUUUGAGACACGAGGAGUUUAAGGAAGGAUGCAAGGCCACAUGCAAUGGGCCCUAUGAUGGCACGUGGAGCAAGACCAUGAUCGGCUACGGCCCCGAGGACGAUCACUUUGUUGUGGAGCUCACCUACAACUACGGGAUUGGCACGUACCGGCUCGGCAACGACUUCUUGGGAAUGACCAUCCAGUCCAGCAAGGCGGUGAAGAACGCAAGGCAGCGUGGCUGGCCGAUGAAGGAGUGCGACGAUGGCACGUUCGAGACGGAGGCUCCGGGAGGAUACAAGUUCUUCUUGAUUGACCAGGAUGAGCCCAAUACUGAUCCUGUUCAGAAAGUGUCUUUGGGUGUCUCGGAUUUACAAAGAUCUCUUCACUAUUGGGAGGCGUUGUGUGGCAUGAAAUUGUACAAAAAAGAAGAGGGCAAAGCUUUGUUGGGUUUUGCCGACUCCCAGUGUAAGCUGGAGCUGCAGGCCAUUGGGGGCCCAGUGGACCACGCCACAGCAUUUGGGAGGGUCGCCUUCUCGUGCCCCAGAGAGCAGCUGCCGGACAUUCAGAGCCUAAUGCAGGGGGAGAAUCAGAAGGUGAUCACGCCACUCGUGAGCCUAGACACUCCGGGCAAGGCCACAGUGGAGGUGGUCAUCGUUGCCGAUCCGGAUGACCAUGAGAUCUGCUUUGUGGGAGACGAAGCAUUCCGUGAGCUCUCCAAGCCAGACCCCAGCGGAGAUUCACUCCUCAACCAGGCCAUUGCGGAAGACAAGAGCGGUGAGUGGUACGCCAAGCACAAAAGGCAGAAGCCCACAGCGUGAAGCUAAUUAUGUGCUUUCCAAAACAACCUUGAGCCUAUGGCUAAAAUGAAUGCUGGCAUUGUGCAUGCUGCUUACAAUAAUAACCGCCCAGAGCAAUAUGGCAUUUGGAGCUAUGACAAUUGUAAUAAAACGCAACAGGGAGCUGCUUAACAUUAUUCGGAGGAAUAUCACUGCGUUGACGGCCACAUUUGCUACAUAGAGCAAUGUAAGUUAUUGUCGCGUUCCCUUGAAUGUCAUUACGUCGUUCGUACGCUUACAUUUUUUUUACCUUUUUGGUAUUGUUAGUUUAUUUCACCACCCAGUCUUUAAUUGUCGUACUGCUCUUGAUGGCAUAGCAGCGUGUUUUAAAUCAUAAUUUGGCUAAAUGGUGCAGUGAGGUGUGGUGGCUUUGGGUUUACUGGGAGGGUAUACUUGUUCUGUUACUUGCACUUAUAAAUGGGCUCUCGCCAGACAUCUUCACUUAAUAUUACUUAAAUAAGUAUGGUGAAAAAAGGGUCGAAAUCCUGCAGAGUACAACACGCAAAUCGUGAUCAACACAAAGGGCCGAACGAGCACACUUGCUGCGACAUGAAGAGCGUGGGAAACCAGUGGUGUGUGAACAGCGUUCUGCGCAAACCAACCUGGAGCAGCGUGAAACGUUCACGAGGACAAACGACAGACCGUGCAUUGUUCAGCAAAACUUUCCCCAUUUUUUUUAAAAUAGACAUUCAAAAUUCUAGCAAUGCGAAUAUAAUUGCUUAUAUCGAAUUUGUUCUGUAAUUGACAAGUUACGUUUUUUGGAAAUUCCAUAUUUUGAGUUGCCGUUUAACGAUGGAUAGCUGUAUAGUCAUUAUAUAUUACUACCCCUAUAGAUUCAUCGGCCAUGUAAACAAAUAUUGUGUUGCUGGGCACUCGGGCUAAGCUAAAACUAAUUAUGCAGGAAUAUGCCGCGAGAAAAUCGCAUACCUCGUGUCCACGAACGGCCAAUGCGAGUCAACCUGAGCACUAGAGAUGGUCUGACUUGGUGUUUGAUGUACUGCAUUUGUCAUGGCGAGUUGAUGGAUAACUCAAGUUGGUGAAUUAAAAAAAAGUGUCAUUUCCA
Messenger RNA from Petromyzon marinus (sea lamprey), 2061 nucleotides. NCBI's taxonomy places the organism in Eukaryota, Metazoa, Chordata, Hyperoartia, Petromyzontiformes, Petromyzontidae. The record is from RefSeq and is a predicted model, not a curated record.